GCAAGAAUACCUAAAUAUUAGGAAAAUAAAAUUGUGUGCGUGUGGGCACUGGGCUUAAUUGGCUUGAGUAUGACUCUAAGUUUAAACUCUUUAAUAAAAGCCACUGGGCAAAGCAGUCAAAAGUGUGAAAUAGACUACUGUACCACGGUGUAAACAGAAUACUGAUUUAAAAUAAAGAAAAUAUUUUAUUGACAAGCAAGAAUAUUUAUAAUAAUAAUUGUAAACCAAUUUCGUAAAAAUGGCCUCAACAUCAGAAUUGCAGAAAGCAUUUCACAUUUAUAUCACACAUUUGGAUGGAGUUGGUCAUUUUUUAAAAAUAAGUGGACAAUUGGAUCAUCAAUCUUCGUUGAUGGUGGAAUCGCUGUUUGAAGCAGCUCGGGAGGACCUCGAAAAAGGUGUAGGAUCAGCACCUCCGGCAGCUAUUCGUGAGGGUAUCAUUUGUGCCGCCAAAUACAAAGAUGGGACGUACUAUAGAGCGAAAAUUAUUAAUACAUCCAACAUUACCACUGGAUUAAUUGGAGUGCAUUUUAUUGAUUUCGGCAAUAAAGAUAUUAUUUCGCUGAGCACAAUACGUUUUUUAGAUAAAUACGAUCCUCUGUUUUUACAAAUACCUGGUCAAGCUACUGAUUAUUAUUUGGCUAGGCUUAUGCAAGCAGCAGGACGUUGGGAAGAGCCCCUUCUAAUGAAACUACAGAGCUCAGUUUGUUAUGCUGAAUAUCCAGCUACAAUAGAAGCACAAACAAAGAGUCUACCCUUAAUUGCAAUCCAAUUCAAAGGUACUGAUUUAGCAACACAUAUUGCAGCUAAUAGAUUGGGAGCCUUUGUACCACUGCCUAGGCAAGAAGUGAUGUUAUCACAAAUGACAGAAAAUCAAGUAGGUUCCAAUUGGUCUCCAAGUGUACUGAUUGAAUCACCAUUAACUGAACAUGUACCAUUUCUAAUUAAUCAGAACUUUCCAAACCCGGCCACAGCAAUGAGAUUAAAUCAGCAAAUGACAUUACCAUAUAAUGUACCAUCCAAACCAUCCUCUAUAAGCCAAAGGCUUAUAGUUAACCGGGCAUCUAGAAAUGCUGUGAACCUCCGUGCACCAGGGCGGCAGCUUCAACAUAUCACAGCCGAAAAUCCACAACCAACAGUGACAGCCAUACCACCACCUAAGGUUGUGGCAUCAAAACCAUCACCUCCAAAAAAAUCUACAACUUAUAAGAGUAGACUUCUGGAAGUUAACUCACAACAUUAUGCAUUUGUGUCAUAUGCAGAAGAAGGUCCUGAAUUAUUUGCAAUCCAAUUGGUUUCCGAUACAAAUGAAUUUCAAGAUAUGAUGGAUGAAAUAAAUCGCAGGCCACAUAAAAGUUUGGCAGAGCCACCAAUGAUUGGGACAGUAUGUCUUGGAAGAAUGUCUGGUGACAGAAUUAUAUGUAGAGCAAUUGUCAUGAAUCUCUCAGGGUCGCAGUGUAAACUUUUCUUUGUUGAUUUUGGAGACACAGAAAUGGUGUCCUACUAUGAUAUUUUUGAUAUACCUGAAGAGUUUGUGAAGCCAUAUGUGUUUGCAAUGAGGUUUUGCUUAUCAGGAGUGAAGAAACUAGAGAAGAGCCCCCACUUAAAUGAAACAUUUAAGCAGCUUGUAAAUGGAAAAAAGUUAACAUUAAAAGUUGUGGCACCAGAGGGCCCACCUUUGAUUCAAUAUGGAGAGCUAUAUUUGGAUAAUAAGAAUGUUCUAGAAUUAUUAAUGGCAAACAUGAAAGACAAGUUGCAGUUCAAGUGGACAGAAAUGUUAACCCUUGGGACAAGACACUCAGUUCUUGUUUCUUAUGUAGAUAGUUGUACAAAAUUUUAUGUCCAAAUAUCUGAGAAAUUAAAUGAGUUGAAUGCUGUGAUGAAGGCGGUGAAAACCCACUGUGAGAAUAGUUCUUCUCCUGGUCCUCUGCCCGAUGGAGCUGUGUGUUGUGCUAGAUUCCCUGAUGAUGACAACUGGUACAGGGCAAUGGUACGACAUACUCAAGGUGAACAAGUGGUUGUAGCAUAUGUGGAUUAUGGAAACGAACAAGAAGUUAAUGUUUCCGAUCUGAGAACUAUUACACCGGGCUUGAUUCAGCUGCCUGCUCAAGCUUUGAAGUGUGCACUGAAGGGUUUUGAGAAUAAGCCAGUGGAAACCAAGACCUCGAAUCAAUUGGAAAUGCUUGCCCUGGAGAAGACAUUGACUGCAACUGUAGUUGGUGUUCUGUCUAACGAUACAAUGUUGGUGUCUCUGGUGGAUGACACUGUCAGUCCGCCAUUAGAUAUUGCGAGGAGGAUGAACCAGCUGUCUCAACCAAGGGGCAAUACUCAUCACGAGAAAGCAACAACACCAGUACAGAAAGACAACAGCGAUAGCAUCAGCUCACCAGAAGGUAGCGUUCCGGACGACCCUCGCAAGACCGGUUUCUGGAAGGAGAAGAGUUUCAGAGAUGAGAGGAAACCGAGAGAGGACGGUUUUGGGCAGAGGGGAAGCAGCUUUCGCGGGAAGGAUCACAAGGAUGGUUUCGAUAGAUCGGCGCCGGGACGCCACAGCGACAAAUUCGCCAAGCCCGAGAGACAAGAUAGACGUGGCAAGCCCACGGAGAACCAGACACCGAACCCCGUGCCCACCGGCGACGACUGGGAGGAAUCUCCGCAGCCUCAGAUACAAUCUCCACCACUGCGCCAGAACCGAGACAACCAAAGGGAAAGGUUAGUGUCGAGAAGUGGCGCCCGUUCGUCGACCACAAUAUGGCAGUGAUCCUAGAGAUUUUACGCCAAGAGAAAGCCCUCCCUGAGCAUUCUCGCCCGACGUAUUUCGCUAAUCACCGAGGUCAAUCCUAGCAAAAAUACCAGGGCACCCCAUUUCACACUUUAUGUGAAGUUUCGGGACAUGAAUUCACAUGUGGGAUGUUCAUUACAAAUCGAACACCGUCCAUCAAUACCUUAAGACGUCGCAGAAACGAUCACGACAACGAUCGCCCAAUCUCAAUAUCAACAAAAGGUUUGGCACUGCUUGUUGUUUUUGCUUAUAUUCUAUAAUGUAAUGUAAACUCAACUAAAUCGCAUUAUGUACCCCAAGAUGCAUUUGAAAUAUACGUGGAAGAUUCUAAAGAAGAUGGGGUCUUCUAAUAACGGUUCCAUCGCAUGUUACAAUUCUCCAAAAGAAACGAAGACUAUUUUGAAAUACAUUCCUUAAUCAUUUUUGUGUGACCUACAUUAAAAAUAAUAUAUAAUAUACUUUCGGCAAAUAAUGAAUUAUCGUUUAAACGUCUGUUUGUACCGAUAUGUAUCGUAAUUUUAAUAGAACGUGGUUUCUUGCAACGUUUUUUUUUUGUAAUAAAUAGGUUCAAGCAAUUUUUAUUUCGGCAAUUUGACAAGGUUUGAUACUG
Molecule: messenger RNA, 3389 nt
Organism: Leptidea sinapis
Lineage: Eukaryota; Metazoa; Arthropoda; Insecta; Lepidoptera; Pieridae
Product: maternal protein tudor-like
Exons: 6
Coding region: 239-2758 (839 amino acids)
Biological process (GO): spermatogenesis
Source: RefSeq, a predicted model, not a curated record